AAAGAUCAAAUAUCCUUAAAAUUUUACUGAGUCUAUUUAUUUGAAAUGCAGGCUGGAACAUGACAUUUCUCUACUAAAAGUAUUUUUUUAUCCAAUAUAAUUUCUGUGAAACUGAACAUGGUUUUGUAAUUAGCAUUAUACAAUAAUCUUGAAAAACAAUCCUGCAAGGAUAAGCCGGGAUAGACAUUAGAUGAAAGGAUGGAUGAUGUUAUAGUUUAUUCAGAUGCACUUUACAAGUCAAUCACGGUAUUGCCGUGAUGUUUUAUUUUUGCCAGACGAUGGCGCUCUUGCUCAAUUGAAAAUAGGAAAACAGUUGUACUUCGUUGUACUUCAGUUUCAAGAUGACACUUCACAGGAACUGAGAAUAUCCUACCUUAAAACUAAAGGGUACAAAAGCUAAUUCUCGCAGGACCUUGCUGCAUUAAUCAGAAAAUGGCUCACUUGUAUUUUCAGGUUUGUCUUUUAGUGUUUGUAUUAAAAGUUCCUCCCAAAUGCAGAGCAACCUCAUUAAAAUCUGACUCUGCGGGUGCCGAGUUUGUGUCAGCUAUUAAAGAUCAAGACGUGGCUCUGUCAUGUCUAAACUUCAACAUCACGGAUCCAAGGAUUUGCUAUAGAAUCAGACUGACGAACAACACAGAUGCCAAGCAACCGUCAGUUAUUUUUGAGUAUCCAAAGAAAUCCCAGGAUGCCAAACGUGUGAAUUUGGAAGCAAACGUGAAAGGACAAACGUGUGUUUUUUUGAAAACCUUGCAACAAUCAGAUGGAGGGGAGUACAAUUUAGAAAUUUGGAAAGGAUGGGACAGAAUUGAUGUCACACAAAUAACAUUACAAGUGAAAGACUGCUGGACCCUUAAGCCAGAGGUGGCAAAGCCUGGCCAGAAAGUGAGUCUUAACUGUUCAGUGGAUGCAGAAACGGCCCCUUCAAAUGUCACAUGGGCGAAGAUGAAAGGGAGAAACUCUGUACCUGUUAAUUUGACAAGGGUUGAAAUCAAGGGUAUAUCCCUGACAAUCAAGUCUGUGUCUGCCAGUGACGACGGGUGGUACAAGUGUGAUUAUAUGCUCGGGCAAAGUCAGCGUUGCUCAGAGAUCAAUCUACGUCUUCAGGGUCAUCAAGAUGUGUCCGCAACUACCAUGACUCCAACAUCUGCAUUUACAGAAACUCGCCAAGCCUCUCCUUACAUUGCUUCGGAGACCAACAGGACGAAAGGAAGUGGUGGAACCUCGACUCUGGUUGUAGUCCUGACCAUCACCACGAUUUUCACACUUGCAGCACUAACAGGAGUGCUUAUUUACAGGAGAUACAAAACUCAGAGGAACUCUGCAGUCCGCUUUAGAGAGCCUGCAGAUGUUUAUGAGAAUGUCAGUCUUCCAUGUUCACCAGAUACUACAAAUCGAAUCAACAGCUUGUAUGCUUUCCCAGAGGAGAACGUAGAAGGACUCACCUUUCAAAUCUAGACAUUUUCUGGCUACUCAAGGAAAACACUGAAGAUCUUUCUCUGUUCCCUCAAAAAAUAAAUAAAAUAAAAUAAAAUUAAGACCAACCUGCCUGAACCAAGAAACAUGCCACCUUCAGCAUCACAUAAAUCCUUUUUUUCCCCCAUUGGUUUGACCUUCAGCAUUUUGUUAUCACCAUGUCUAAAUGCCUAAAUGCGGUGAGCUGCUACAAUGUAAUUGGCUGAUUCCUUACUUGUGCUAACACCACUGGACAGAAGUGCCUAACAAAGUUUCCAGUCAGUUUAUUUCAAAUGAUCCAUAUUUUUCAAGUUUGUUUGCUACACUGUUGUCUUUCAACAGGCUUUAUUUCAUCCAAAGUGAACAUGUGAUCUUCUCUUGUGUAUUUUAUUUUGCAAAUCUUGUUUUUUGUGUUGGCAAAUAAAACUAUUUCAGCAUUUAAGUAAA
Messenger RNA from Poecilia reticulata (guppy), 1899 nucleotides. RefSeq lists its product as uncharacterized. The record is from RefSeq and is a predicted model, not a curated record. NCBI's taxonomy places the organism in Eukaryota, Metazoa, Chordata, Actinopteri, Cyprinodontiformes, Poeciliidae.